Messenger RNA from Pipistrellus nathusii (Nathusius's pipistrelle), 1611 nucleotides. The record is from the annotation of a GenBank genome assembly. NCBI's taxonomy places the organism in Eukaryota, Metazoa, Chordata, Mammalia, Chiroptera, Vespertilionidae.
AUGGAGCACCAUCAACCCCCUGAGCGUCCAGUCUCUGGCAAGGCCAAGGCUGCAGAAGCAGUCAGUCCUGAAAACCACGAGGUCCUAGCGGGACCAGAUGAGCACCCCCGGGACCAGGAUGCCGGAAAUGCUAAUGGGGCGGCCCGAGAUGCUACUGGAGCAGCCAGGGAUGCUGAUGGGGCGGCCGGAGAUGCUUCUGGAGCAGCCAGGGAUGCUGAUGGGGCGGCCGGAGAUGCUUCUGGAGCAGCCAGGGAUGCUGAUGGGGCAGCCGGAGAUGCUUCUGGAGCAGCCAGGGAUGCUGAUGGGGCAGCCGGAGAUGCUACCGGAUCCGCCAGGGAUGCUGAUGGGGCAGCUGGAGGACAGGAGCCAGUAGAUCACGGGUCACUGCCAGUCCAGGGCCAGGAUAAUCUUGAGUCCCCUCCACCUGACACUAGCUCAGACCGGCCAGGGCCAGCCCACAGGACACAGCAUGAGGCAGAGACAGCGGGUGCGAGCUCGGGGCCCCAGGAGCUCCCCCAGUCCCCCAGGGCCCAGCAGCUGGAGCUGGAUUUCUACUGUGUGAAGUGGAUCCCCUGGAAGGGAGAGCGGACGCCCAUCAUCACCCAGAGCACGAACGGCCCCUGCCCUCUCCUCGCCAUCAUGAACAUCCUCUUCCUUCAGUGGAAGGUGAAGCUGCCCCCUCAGAAGGAAGUGAUCACGUCAGAUGAGCUCAUGGCCCAUCUCGGAGACUGCCUCCUGUCCAUCAAGCCCCAGGAGAAGUCGGAGGGACUUCAGCUUAAUUUUCAGCAGAAUGUGGACGACGCAAUGACCGUGCUGCCUAAACUGGCCACCGGCCUGGAUGUCAAUGUGCGGUUCACAGGGGUCUCAGACUUUGAGUACACACCGGAGUGCAGUAUCUUCGACCUCCUGGGGAUCCCUCUGUACCACGGCUGGCUCGUCGAUCCUCAGAGUCCCGAGGCUGUGCGUGCGGUUGGGAAACUGAGCUACAAUCAGCUGGUAGAGAAGAUCAUCACCUGCAAGCACUCCAGCGACACCAACCUGGUGACAGAAGGCCUGAUCGCAGAGCAGUUCCUGGAGACCACUGCGGCCCAGCUGACCUACCACGGACUGUGCGAGCUGACCGCAGCUGCCAAGGAGGGCGAACUUAGCGUCUUUUUCCGAAACAACCACUUCAGCACCAUGACGAAGCACAAGAGCCACUUGUACCUGCUGGUCACCGACCAGGGCUUCCUCCAGGAGGAGCAGGUGGUGUGGGAGAGCCUGCACAACGUGGACGGAGACAGCUGCUUCUGCGACGCCGACUUCCACCUGAGCCACUCGCUGGGCAAGGGGCCGGGCGCCGAAGGGGGCAGCGGCUCCCCGGAGAAGCAGCGGCAGGUGGACCAGGACUACCUGAUCGCCUUGUCCCUGCAGCAGCAGCAGCAGCCACAGGGCCUCAGCGACCUGGAGCUGGCCCAGCAGCUGCAGCAGGAGGAGUACCAGCAGCAGCAGGCGGUCCAGCCGGUGCCGGCGCGGGCCCCGUCGCCACAGGGGAGAGGAGCGCCCUCGGGACGCCCGGCCGGGGAGCGGCGGCGGAGGCCCAAGCCGGAGUCCGACUGCGUCCUCCUGUAG